Messenger RNA from Hippoglossus stenolepis (Pacific halibut), 6510 nucleotides. RefSeq names its product golgin A2 (gene golga2). Gene Ontology annotation, cellular component: cis-Golgi network; Golgi apparatus; Golgi cisterna membrane. Bases 38 to 3361 code for a protein of 1107 amino acids. The record is from RefSeq and is a predicted model, not a curated record. Gene Ontology annotation, biological process: Golgi organization. The transcript has 28 exons. Lineage: Eukaryota; Metazoa; Chordata; Actinopteri; Pleuronectiformes; Pleuronectidae. Gene Ontology annotation, molecular function: protein binding.
UGAUGACGUGGUUGGGUCGGCGGAGCAGAGCAGCAGGAUGGCCGACCAGAGCAGGCAAAUCAAACUCGCUGCAGCCAAGAAAAAGCUGAAGGAGUUUCAGCAGAAGAGCUCCCCUGCUAGUGGAGGAGGAGAGAAGGGUGGAGGAGGAGGAGGAGGAGGAGGAGGUGGCGGCGGCGGAUCAGGGGCCAAGAAGAAGAGGAAGGGGAAGGGACUGAACCAGUAUGAUGCACCUACAACAGAUAGAAACUCCCCAAUCAACUUUGACAGUAUUCUCAAAGUGUUUAAUCAAAGCAAUGGAGUAGCCCUACCUCUUUAUGGCAACAGUCAGACCUUUGCUGACGUGGAGCCCAUGGGGUCUUCAGUUCCCCAGCUGCUGGAGGACCCAGGGGGCGAGCCUGAGUCUAACGCUGCUGUGCCUAACACUACUAAUAACCCUGAGUUUGUCGGUCACAACGCUGACCUGCAGGACUAUCCUGAUACCAAUGGCAAUGAGAGUUUAACAGAGGAAAAUAGACCACUGUCUUCCACAGAGAGCCUACGGCAGCUCUCACAGCAGCUGAACGGCCUGGUCUCUGAGUCAUCUACUGCGUAUGUGAAUGGAGAUGGUGCACCUGUUCUCAAUGAGAGAGAAAUGGAGAGUCGGAACCAGGAGCUGGCAGCCGCCCUGGAGUCCAGCAACCUAACAAACUCUCAGCUCAAUACCCAGCUAGACCAGCUGGCAAAGCAAUCUCAGGAGCUCACAGAUCAGCUACAAAAGGAGCGAAAAGAAUUUGAGCAGAGAUGUUCCAAAGAGCAGGGAGCCAUGCGCGAGCAAUUGCAGGUUCACAUCCAGACCAUUGGAAUACUGGUAUCAGAGAAAUCAGAGCUACAAACAGCACUACAAUACACACAACACGCUGCACGGCAGAAAACAGGUGAGGCAGAGGAGUUGAACAGCCGUCUGCAUGCAACAAAGCAGAGAGUGUCAGAGCUGGAGCGAACCCUCUCUUCUGUCUCAGCACAACAGAAACAGUUUGAAAAGCACAAUAAAGAACUUGAAAAGGAGAGAGACAACCUGAGACUAGAGGUGUUUAGAGUAAACAAUGUGAGUGAGGAGUCGAAGCAGCAGAGCUCAGAGCUGUCUGAGAAGCUGAAACUGACGUCACAUGACAAUGGAGCGAUGAGGCUGGAGGUGGAAGAUCUUCGCAAGAGGCUCGAGAUUGGUGACCUCAUGCUGCAACAGUACUCCAAUCAGUCAGAUCCCAGCAGUGCCAACCAGCAGGCGCAGUUACUGGUGGAAGAGAAACAGCAGCUGGAGACUCAAAAUCACCAGCUGAUGGAGUCGAUUGGUCAGCUGAAGACAGAGAGGGACUGUUAUGCAGAGCAGAUCCAAGAAGAGGGCCGUGUAUGGAAGGACAAAACAGAACAGCUGCUAACACAGGUGUCAUUGGUUGCAGAGGAGAGGGACAGAAACAUCAACCGAGUCCAAGAGUUGGAGGCCAGCAUCACAGAGCUAAUAAAUGCUGCAGCGUUACUGUCCCAAGAGCGAGAGGCUCAGGGUAAUGCAGAGCCUCCGUCCUCGGGACCAUCAGAGAGUGAGGUGGCUCUGCAAGAGAGCCUCGACAGACUACAACAAGAGAAAGAAGCCCUGGCUGAACAGUAUCAGGCACAGCUGAGAGACAACAAGCAGCUGAGCCGCAUGUGUUCUGAGCAAGAGACGCGUCUGGGGGAGAUGGAGCGGCAGGUGGAGAGCCGAACCCAGGAGGGAGAGGAUCGUCGCCGCAUGUUGGAGGAUGUUCAGUCAGACAAGGCCACUAUUAGCCGCGCUCUCACCCAGAACCGGACACUGAAGGACCAGCUGGCUGAGCUUCAGAACGGUUUUGUCAAACUGACUAAUGAGAACAUGGAGCUGACCACUGCCAUCCAGUCAGAGCAACACGUGAAAAAGGAGCUGGCUCGCAGGAUGGGUGAACUGCAAGAGGGACUGCACAAUGUCAAGGAGGAGCUGGACUUGAAAAAUCAAGAGACUCAGGGUCUGAUGGAGCAGAGGGACCAGGUGGUGGCUCACCUGCAGCAGUACUGUGCCGGCUACCAGACCCUGGCCUCCGAGAGAGAACAGAUUCACCGACAGUAUCUGCAGCAGUGCCAGCUUAUGGACCGGCUGCAGCACGAUGAAAGCCAGGGCCGUGUGCAGCUGGAGAUCAGUCACUGUCAGCUCAAAGAAACGCAGGACCAUUUGGAGCAGUUGGUCAGAGACAAUGAGCAGCUGAAGUAUGAAGUGAAGGAACUUCUCCACAGCUCAGUUCUUGCAACAUCACCGAGAGACCAAGGUGAUGGAGUGGAAAGCCAGUCCCUGCAGGAGAGUCCAAAGAUGUCUUCCUCCAUAGUUAUCCCAGAAGACUUCGAUAGCCAGAAAGAGAUGGAAGAGUUCAUCCGUGGAGCUCUGGUUCACUUGGAGGGAGAGAGGGACGAGGCCAGGAGGCAACUGGAGGAGGAGCACAGGCUCCACAUGGCAGCCCGGCACCAGGCCGCUGUGGCCCUCAGCCUUGAACACCAACACCACAGCCACGAAACUGCUCAUGACCAUAAUCAUGAGCACGAUCACACUCAUAGCCAACAUGGUCACUGUGAACACAGUCACGAGCAUUCAGAAGGAGGAGUUCCAGUUGAAGUUCAUCAGGCCCUGCAGGUUGCCAUGGAGAAGCUUCAGCAGCGUUUCACGACCCUCAUGCAAGAGAAGGUGGACCUGAAGGAGCGGGUGGAGGAGCUGGAGCAUCGCUGCAUCCAGUUGUCUGGAGAGACCGACACCAUAGGGGAGUACAUAGCCCUGUACCAGAAUCAGCGAGCCAUCAUGAAGCAGAAACACCAGGAGAAGGAGCAUUACAUCAGCAUGUUGGCCCAGGACAAGGAAGAGAUGAAGGCGAAGCUGGCGGAGCUGCAGGAUCUGGUGAUGAGGUUGGUGGCUGAACGGAAUGACUGGUACAGCCGCUACGCCAAAGCUGUAGCUGGCACAAGCACGGUGAACCCCGACCUGCUUCCUGUUGGGGAGGAUCACACUCAUCCAGAGCACCAUGGGCACACAGACAUGGAGAUUAAUGCCGUCAGUGGAGCAGAAGCCAUUGAGGUCAUUCCUCUGUCAGAGUCCACCACAGGCCUGGAAGCCCUCUCCUCCCAGGCACUUUCGACCAGAGCAGCCCAGACCGAGUCCAAGCCCCUGGGACCCAACGAGGACGGCACUGCGCAACAGAUCAUGCAGCUGCUCCAGGAGAUCCAGAACCCCCAGGGGGCGCUAAGAUCAGCCCCCUUCCUCGGGGAGAACCCCUGCAUCCCCUUCUUCUACCGGCCCGACGAACAGGAUGAAGUCAAGAUCCUGGUGGUGUGAGGUGUGGGUAUGAGAAAGGCGUGAAUGUGUGUGUGUGCUAAUGGACAUGUCUUGAAGUACGGGGAAUAUUAAACACCACAGUUUACCAUGUUUAUAUCUAAUAGAUCAUAUUCACAAACACUUGGACACCUUACAGAAGAGAUCACAGAUAGAAGAAUGUCUCUGACCCAGUUACAUUACAACACCCCCUCUGUUCCGCGUGUUGGCACGAUUGUGUGCAUGGUUAAAGAGAAAGUAUUUUCUAUUUGCUCUUUUUAUGUUUCUGUUUUUUGUUCAUGAUGCUCUUCCCAGAGAGGAGAUAAUCAGUAUUCCUAAACAUAAUCUGAUUACUCUCAGUACCGCAAUUUUUAAUCCCCAUCCCCUCUCUCGUCCCCCAUCUUUACACAUAAGUGCAAUAAAGGGGCGGUGUACUCUGUGCCCCUGCUGAAACAGUACUUAAAGAGCUGUUGUGAAUUAGCAGCCUGUGUCAGCAACUCUGCUACAAAUCUCAGUUUUACACAAUUCACUGUACAAAUGCCAAAAAAGAGCAUCCCGUUUGAAUGUAACAAGCUGAAUAUUUCCCUGUAUGUUUGUGUAACAUGAAGAGAGAGAGGAGGAGAAGGGUGCAGCAAGACGAUAUCGGGUGGUGGUAGAGUGAGAUUUAAGUGAAGUCAACAAUGGAACUUAGUGCACAUAAAUGCUUAAGCUUAAGUAGGUGCAGUUUCAAAAUCGAAAGCCCACAAGUUAAGGCUCAUUCAUGCUGACGGAUGCAUUGAUUUCAACAUGCCCCCCAAUGUUGGCAUGGUAGUUACGUAAUACAUCCACUAGAGGGCAGCACGUAGAUGCCUGUAGGUUAUUACAACUCGCAGACUUACUCCUCAAAGACAUCCUCCUGUCUUAUGGUCGUUUCACUUGAACUAUUGGCUACACUGCCCCCUACGAUUUCCGGCGGGACUGCUUCCGUUUCGUCUGUGUCUGUACGCUCUCAGAUACGGAUGAAGGCAGAGUACGCACAGUUCAGUUCAAUCUGUUUCUGUAUCUUAUGUUGAGCAUAGAUGAGCCUUAACAGGAUCUGGUUCAGGAAGACAGAGGCAGGUGUUGCAGAAUGAUGCUGUCCCUAAAACUACCUUUUUUCUCCUCUUUCAUUGUCCUUUUCCUUCAAAGACUGAAAAACAAGUCGUACGUUGAUACAGUGCAAUGUGUUGAUAUGUGUUUGUGUAGCGUUGAUGUUAAACCGAGAAGUCGCCAUUGUUAUUAUUUCUGACUCAGCGAGAGGAUGAGGUGAAACCUAAAGACCCCAUGAAGAAAGAAAAAAACAUGUUAUUGUGGCAUUAUUUUCUCCAUUGUUGCUGAAAACAACAACAACACAGGAGAAGGACGACUUUCAGAUACACAACAGAGCUCCACGUUCUACUUCUACAGGUUAAGAUGUUGAGGUACAGAAUUUGAAGAAGUUACAGGAAGUAUAGAGUUAUAAUCUAUAUUUGCAGUCAUAUAUCUGCUUUUGAAUAUUCUGUGAUCACAAUCUCAAUCCACACUUCCAUCACUCAAAGCUCAUAACUAAUUUAUUCUUCCUCAUCUUCUGUUUCACGGGGUCUUUAAGUUUCUAAACGAACUAACCAUGAUUACUAGGAGCCUGUUCUUUUCUGUUACGUUUAUCUCGUAUCUCUACACAUCAAAGAUGAAUUAAUGCACAUCCUUUACAACUGGACUGUGUGUAUGUGUGUGUGCGUGCGUAUGUGUGUCAGCGUCUGUUCUGUGUGUGUAGAGCUGUAUAAGAUUAUAUAAGUACGAUUGCACUAAAACUGUACAAAGCUUCUCCGUCAGCUCAGUUUCUACCACUGAGCCUCCGCGGAGCAAACGAGGAAUCCUAUGAUGCGUCGCUCUGUGUGCUGAGGGUUCCAGCCGAGGCAACUUAAUUUAAGUGAAAGCGCGCGCAUGCGAGAGACCAAGGUGUGUAAACACGAAUUGAACAUGAUCGUCAUGACGUUAUUCCCAGACCUUUGGGACCAAACUGAAUUUGAGAACAUGAGCAACUUUUCAUCUUUCUCAAGGAGAGAAGCAAAAUUCAUAUUUAGAUAUCAUCUCAUUGUCCAUCGAUAAUCGGGUUAAUCUCCUUGUGGUGUUAAAUAAAUGAGAAAUUACAGAGGAUUCCAACAUCUGGACUGACGUUUCUUUCACCUGAUGACACGAUGAGCGUUUCAGCUUUAAGAGAGAGAUAAGAUGCCCAAGUUCAAAAAUGUAGAUCAGAGUGUCGGACUCUUAAUUUUUACAUCCUCUGGUGAGUUUAUUUCGAGGUAGAGAACAAUUUGUGACCAUAAGAAAUUUCACACUCGAUAUUGAUAACUAAAAAUAACAGGACAGAAAUGAUCAGUGCAGAUUCUGAUGUAACGACAGUUUAAGGUGAAUAGGGGCUGUAUAUGACUCCUCUACCCUAAACCACAUCACUUUGACAGUUGGUUUCUGACUAAAUUGACUUCUUUACUCUCGAUUUUAAAAUCCCUCGCUUCUUAGCAUUCUGUCACUUUUUGUUUUUUCUCUUGAAAUGCAACAAAAUGAAUUAUUGUUUUGUUUUUGAUUCUGGGAGCGGUGAGACCAAGAUGGUAAAUAUUUAUAUAAAUAUACAAAAUAAAUCCUUUUUAGUGGUGUUUCUGGGACUUGUAAAUGAAAAGGUGAAAUUACUACAGAUAAAGUUACUUCCCACUCUUUCUGAUUCACUGUUAAAUAUGUUCCGUGUGAUUGAAACAAAUAGCAAUGAGGAAGCAUUAAUUGUCUUUACCGUAAAAGAGGCAGUGUACAUACUGUAACUGUGUAACAUAUUGUAUAUUCAUUAUGCCUGGUGUGUGUGUGAGUGUGUGUGGAGGGGGGUUUGUCGGCAGCGUGGGCUGUGUGUAAGUACAGAGUCAGGUUGUUGGUGGUUACUGACCGGCUGUGAUUUAAUACAAAGAUUGACUAGAAAAAGAUCUAUUUAUUUGAAGUAAGUUAGAAUCUGAACUAAUCACUUUUAAAGUCAAAUGGAAGCGAGUGUUGGAUGGAAAUGAAGGAUUGUUGUUCAGAGAACUGAUUUGUCUGAGGGCGGCUUCACACUGAAGCUUUCUGAUUUUUUUUUUUCUUUCCUUGAGUAAUAAUUUCUCCCCUUCUCCUGAAUAAAACUGAUUGAGCAACUGAAA